CCUUAAUCCUAAGUCGUAAUUAGCUUCCCUCGUACGCCUUUCCCCUUUUGCUAACCUUGGCUACAAAAGUCACCGCCUUUUUUAUUUUUUGAGCCCGCGAAGGGAAACAGGAAACACUACUCUUUCCUGUUCUUUCCCAAAUACUGCCACUCCUUCCAUUUCAUCCCUCUCUUUGAUCUCAAAAUAAAUUCUCCAACUUUUAGGGUUUUUGAACUGCUCAAAAACCUAUUGGUAGUGUUUCUGCUCUACUAGCAAUGGGGAAACGAAACACCAUCGUCAUAUCCUCAUCAGACGAUGAAGAUUACGAGCCUUCUUCGAGGUUGACACGGAGCUACCAGAAGCCCAAAUCCACGUCUUCUCUUACUCGUACCAAUCCUAGUAGAGCCAAAAAGCCUCGUCUCCCGGGCUCUCGCUUAACCAAACAAUCCAGCAAUGUAGAUGAGAUGAGACUAGCUUUUAGAGAUUUUGAUGAAGUUUUGAAUGGGGUCAAGGUUUCUGCCGAAUACGAUCUAGGUUCUAGAAGGAGCAAUCCAAAGGAAUUGUGGGUUGAUAAACAUAAGCCUUCUUCUCUGGAAGAGCUUGCUGUUAACAAGAAAAAGGUUGAAGAAGUUAAGUCAUGGUUUGAGGAAAGAUUGAUGGCUCCAAAGUAUUUACAGGAUGAGGUUGGCCGUAGUUCUGUUCUCAUCCUCUCUGGGCAAGCUGGGGUUGGAAAAUCUGCCACUGUCCAAGUGAUUGCAUCUAAGAUUGGGGCUCAAUUAUGUGAAUGGAACACACCUACUCCCACAAUUUGGCAAGAACAUGUUCAUAACUCAAGUGCAGGGAUGAAUUACACUUCUAAGUUGGAUGAGUUUGAGAAUUUUGUUGAAAGAGUGAGGAAGUAUGGAUUGAUCUCUUCAUCUUUGAAUGGGAACUCAAAGUCUUCAAUCAUAUUGGUUAUUGAUGAUCUUCCUGUAACAAAUGGAAGAUCAGCUUUUGAAAGACUUCAGAGGUGCUUGAUUCAGCUUGUGAGAUCGACAAGGGUACCAACAGCUAUAUUGGCCACCGACUGUGGUAAUGCAGAUUCAUCAGACCUCACUGCAAGAUGGUUGGAAGAACUACAGUUGACACUUGAGAGUGCUGGGGCUAGUAAGGUUGCUUUUAAUCCUAUAACAAAUAAUUCCAUAAAGAAAACACUCUCUAGAAUAUGCAGACAGGAGCUAUGUAAUGUGGCUGCUGAAGAGAUUGAUUUGAUUGCAAGAGCCAGUGGAGGUGACAUCAGACAUGCAAUUACUUCUUUACAGCUCUUCUGUCUGAAACCAAAUGUGGAACUUGAUUUAUCAUCAUCCAAUUCUACUCCCAGUUGCCCAAAAGAAAAUGCAAAUUUGCUCAAUGAGUUCAGCGGUGGAUUUUCUUCACAAUAUGGCAGAGAUGAAACCCUGACGCUUUUUCAUGCAUUGGGGAAAUUCUUGCAUAACAAAAGAGACACAGAAAAUGUAGUUGCAUUAGACCAAAAUGCAUUUCGAGUAGGGGAGAAAUUCUCAAGACUUCCUUUUAAAAUGGAUUCUCCAGAAAAGAUACUCUGCCAAGCACAUGGUCAAUCAAGACCUAUUACAGAUUUUCUUCAUGAAAAUGUUCUAGAUUUUGUGAGCGAUGAGGCAAUGGAUGAUGCAUGGGCUGUGGCUUCAUAUCUUGGUGAUGCUGAUAUGCUUCUCGCUACCUCUCGAAGGACUUUAAAUAGACAUAGUGAGAUAGGGAAUGUUCUACAGUCUGCUGCUGCUUCAGUCGCAGUUCGUGGAGUUCUCUAUGGAAAUUUUCAUCCAUCACCUUCAAGAUGGCAUGCUAUUCGCAAACCAAAACUUUGGCAGAUAGAGCAAUCAUCAUCUCACAAUCAGAAUGAGAUGCUAAGGCAGAGGUUUAUGGAAGAUGGUGGAUCGUCAAGCUUUUCCGAAGUAUCGGUUAUAGCUACAGAGUAUAGACCUGUGUUAAAAUGGGUUGGUUACAGAAAAGCCGGAGAUGUUGAAACUCAUGGGUCAGAAGAUGAGAGCCUAAAAGGAAUGAGUAUAGAUGAAGAAGAAAGUGAAAUUUCUGAUGAUGAUGAUAUUGAAGAUUGGUGAGAGAUAGAUACUUAAUAGCUGCUCUGCUCAAGGAUCAAGCCUUAGUCAAAAAGACAGCCAACAGUUCAUUGUAAAAUAAUUAGUUCUGCAUUUUUUUUUUUUACUUAAAACAUAUGUAACAUUUUCCCUCUGUAAAUAUCCUCUUCUGUUGCAUACGUUACUACUUUUAGUUUCCAACCUCAGGCUAAGCAUGGACCAAAAUUGACAGUGAUGGUGUUUAAUAUAAUCCCGUAUAGUAGAGUUGGCAUGCUUUUAGAUGCAA
This is a messenger RNA of Gossypium raimondii (Peruvian cotton), 2355 nucleotides long. Its product is annotated as cell cycle checkpoint protein RAD17. Gene Ontology annotation, biological process: DNA repair; mitotic DNA replication checkpoint signaling; DNA damage checkpoint signaling. The record is from RefSeq and is a predicted model, not a curated record. The transcript has 12 exons. The coding region runs from base 255 to 2093 and encodes 612 amino acids. NCBI's taxonomy places the organism in Eukaryota, Viridiplantae, Streptophyta, Magnoliopsida, Malvales, Malvaceae. Gene Ontology annotation, molecular function: chromatin binding.